Dermatophagoides farinae (American house dust mite) is the source of this 1116-nucleotide messenger RNA. RefSeq names its product glucosamine-6-phosphate isomerase Oscillin (gene Oscillin). The record is from RefSeq and is a predicted model, not a curated record. Gene Ontology annotation, molecular function: glucosamine-6-phosphate deaminase activity; identical protein binding. NCBI's taxonomy places the organism in Eukaryota, Metazoa, Arthropoda, Arachnida, Sarcoptiformes, Pyroglyphidae. Gene Ontology annotation, cellular component: cytoplasm. Gene Ontology annotation, biological process: carbohydrate metabolic process; N-acetylglucosamine catabolic process; D-glucosamine catabolic process.
ACAAACAAACAGCAACAAAAAAAAACCAGUUUUGAUCAAUUUUUCAAUUCAUUUGAAUGUUUGUUUUGCGAAAUUUAAUUCUUCAAACAUAGCAAAAAAAAAACUCAACAUCAAACAACAACAAGAAGAAGAAGACGAUGAAAUUAAUCAUUCAAGAUAAUUAUGAUAUGGUAUCCGAAUGGACAGCCAAAUAUAUUCGUAAACGUAUCCGUCGAUUUCGACCAGGACCAGAUCAUUAUUUUACACUUGGCCUGCCAACCGGUUCAACACCAUUGGGUACAUAUCGUAAAUUGAUUGAAUUCUAUAGACAAGGAACCAUUUCAUUUAAAUAUGUGGUCACAUUCAAUAUGGAUGAAUAUGUUAAUUUACCACGUGAUCAUCCAGAAUCCUAUCAUUCAUUUAUGUAUGAAAAUUUUUUCAAACAUAUUGAUAUACAACCAGAAAAUGCUUACAUUUUGGAUGGUAAUGCAAAUGAUUUGAAUGAGGAAUGUGACAAAUUUGAAGCGAAAAUCCGCCAUUAUGGUGGUAUUGAAUUAUUUGUCGGUGGUAUUGGUCCUGAUGGCCAUAUUGCAUUCAAUGAACCUGGAUCAAGUUUAACAUCACGUACACGUGUUAAAACAUUAGCAUUGGAUACUAUUGUUGCUAAUGCACGUUUUUUUCAAAAUGAUCUAACAAAAGUACCAGGACAAGCAUUGACCGUAGGUGUUGGCACCGUAAUGGAUUCACGUGAAGUAAUCAUAUUGAUUACCGGUGUACAUAAAGCAUUAGCAUUAUCUAAAGCAAUCGAAGAAGGUGUUAAUCAUAUGUGGACAGUAUCAGCAUUUCAAUUACAUCCACAAACAUUGUUUAUUUGUGAUGAAGAUGCUACAUUGGAAUUACGUGUAAAAACGGUUAAAUAUUUUAAAGGAUUAAUGCGUGUACACAAUAAAUUGAUUGAAGAUGAUGAAAUUGAUGAACAGCAACAGCAACAACAACAACAACAACAGGAAAAAUGAAAUAUUUUUGAAUUUUAAAUUUUAAAUUUUUUUUAUCGUAAUUUCCGCUCUCUUACUUCCCCUUGGAUUUCUAAAAAAAAAUUCUGAAAUCAAAAGAAAAUAAAAUAAAAUUCCCGCUUCA